AUGGAGGCGAAUAUGGAUCAUAUUGCCAAUGCACUUAGUGGAGGAAAUGGUCUUAAGAAUAAAACCACACAUGUAUUAAACGGACGAUGCUCUGGUUCAGCAUUUAAUUCUCAUGGUGAAGCCGAGUUCAAAAUCAACACUGAAACUGCGUUAAAUGGAGAGAAAAUAUCUACAAAUAUAAACGAAUCAAGAUCUCCUGAAAUUAAACAAAAAACUGAGGUUUCAAAAGACACACAGCGCGUGUUCAAAGAACAGACGGCAACGCAGCAAACCCAAAAAGUCGUAAGACAAAUCGACGAAGAAGUAAGUGAAGAUAGCGUUCCAGAUAAUACAACAACUGACAUAGAGAAUGAAAAUGCAGAUAGGAGACACUCUCCCGAUUUAGUUCGGAUGAAAACUAAUGCAGAUACCGACGAACAGAAGGAGAGAGCUAAAGAAAAUGAAACGAUCAGUCUAAAUAGCACGGAAAAUGGACCAGAAAAGAUUAUGGAUACAUGUCUGCCCGAAGAUAACAAGCAAGAAAAUGCUACAACACAUGAGACACAGAUAUUGAACGAGCAAUCGGAAGCGUUUGAAUGUGAUGAGAACGUCAGUGAGACGCCAAAGAAAGUUUGUGAAAAUAAAGAUUAUAGUAAAGUAGAUAUAAAAUCUAAAAUCGAGAAAGCAGUACACGAAGUAGACGAUAAAGAGGCCCUAAAAUCUGAAGAUAUGCCUAAGAAAACUCAUUUCGUUACUCCUGGAGAAUCAGCUACAAGUUGCGAAGACGUCAAAAUCAGAUCUAGUGAUAACUACAAUCACGUGCCUCAAGACAAAGUAACACAUGAUGAAACAAUGGAAGAAGAGAAAUCUGGUGAAGUAGUCAAGGUUGCUCCGGUAAUGGACGAGAGUAGCUGUAGGUGUAAUGACGACAAACUUCUCGAAGAACAAUCGAAAGAUAUUAAGACUGAAAUAAAUAAAACACCGAAUGGUCCAACUGCUGAAUCUGCCUCUGGAAGUGCCAAAGACACGAGGAAACGGAAAGUGUCUGCUGAUGAUAGAGAAAAGUUGGCUCAUCAUAAACUUGAUAGUCACGCAUGCUUACUCUGGGCUAGUGAGAAUAGGCGAAGCGUUGUCCUUAGUAAUUGCGAAGCGAGUCACGGUAAAGUUGAAAAGAUACUACAGGAUAGAUGGCAGCAGCUUACAGAAAGAGAAAAGUCGAAGUAUUUCCAGCGAGCGCGGCGAGCACUACAAGAAAGGACCUGCGUCCCCCAACUGAAAAAGAGAAGAGGUAGUGCUACGGUGGCGAGGGGACAAGGAUCGGUGGAUAAACCCGAUCACGCAAUAAGCGACACGGGUGCAGCAACAUUGUCGGCUAAUGCCCCGACCCGACCUGCACAUUCCGAUCCGUUUUACAAUAUGGAAUCUGACGAUCAGUAUAGAAUCCUUCAGUCCAAACUGGGCACUCUGGGGAAAUACCUUACGCGGAAUGAGUACGAGAGAUUUAUUGAUAACUUUAAAACAAGUUUUAAAUUAACAAAACGAAGUCUCGAGAAGCAACGAGAUGUACAACUAACUCGAAAAUACCUGGAGGCUGUCUCGAGGCGUCUUCUCUAUGUAAAAUGUCGCCUGAUGGAUGAUAACUUGGAUGCGUUGACUACGCGGAAAACUAAAGCCGAAACAAGGACAUUGAAUAUCAAGUUCAAAAUGCUUCUUGGGAUGUUGGUCAAUGGCGAUGAUGUCCCCUUUUCGGAUUUGGUAGAAUCGGAAAGUGUAGAUGGAGCACUAAAUAGGAUGAAGACAAUGGAGGAUCAAGCUUCAAAUGAGUUUUCAUCAGGGAUAAGAAUGAGUUUUCCUCAACGGGGAAUGACGCUGGAUGCCUCGAGCAACGCAACCGAUAUGACAGCGACAGAUUCUUACAGGCGGAUUAUUAAAGAUUUCCAAUCAAUUGAAAAGUCGCAAAAUUACAGUAUCAAAAUAAAUGGCAGGGUUUAUGAAGUACCCCGGAUUACGCAUGAAAAAAACGAACGCGAAAUUUUAAUCAAUGCCUCAACAACAGAGAGCAUUCCCGAUUUAGAUGUAAAUGAACUUUGUGCGUACUUCAAAGCUAUUGAAGAUGGUGCUAUAGAACAUACUCAACUGACCAAUUUUGAUCUGUCAAAUUCUUUUCUUAACCGAAGCAAGGACAACUUUUACCGCAGUCGCCAUGGCAUCGGUGCGUGUUGUCAGAUGGAGUCGCCAUCUUGUUUUCUGACAAACCUCCUGGUUGCAGAUAAAAUCUCACAAGGAAAACUCGGAGAAAUAAUUAAAUAAACAUGAACAGCUAUGGAUGGAAACAAAACACUUUAUAUGCCUAUAAUGCAGACCAAAUACGUUUAACAUACGUUUAGGUUUUUUAAAUUGCGCAGUCCAGGCCUAAUGUAGUGACAUUUUAAAACAUUUCUUUCUCAGUUUGGCUCAAGGCGUUCCACAUGUUUUAGUAAGUGAAUCUUGAAAACAAUUGAAAACUUGGUGAGCAGGAUUAGGGAAACGAUUUAAACAUGUUUUACGCGUUACACUCGUUGUUUUAAAACAUAUCGUCAAUAUUAUCAACACAGACAUAUACAUUUUUCGUAUUUAUUAAGUUCUUUCAAAUAUGUACAAAAUAAUAGUACACGAAAACAUUUGUCUUAUGUUUGGCCUUGGGUAUGAUUUAUGUUUGGCCUGCGGUAUUGUUUAUGUUUGUCCUUGGGUAUUGUUCAUGUUUCACCAGGGGAAUUGUUCUGUUAGAAUUCACCUACCAUACAAUAAUCCAUUUUUACACUCUAGUUGUAUUAAUGAUUCUAAUAUGAUAUGUGAUGUCA
Molecule: messenger RNA, 2819 nt
Organism: Owenia fusiformis
Lineage: Eukaryota; Metazoa; Annelida; Polychaeta; Sabellida; Oweniidae
Source: the annotation of a GenBank genome assembly